Molecule: messenger RNA, 8800 nt
Organism: Ostrinia nubilalis (European corn borer)
Lineage: Eukaryota; Metazoa; Arthropoda; Insecta; Lepidoptera; Crambidae
Gene: Gogat
Exons: 43
Coding region: 191-6343 (2050 amino acids)
Molecular function (GO): FMN binding; flavin adenine dinucleotide binding; iron ion binding
Source: RefSeq, a predicted model, not a curated record
UCGCGUAAAUCCGGUUGUCGUAGUCGUCUGUAGAGCGGUCACUACGAGUUGCCGGUUUUUUGUGUCCCAUUUAAUUUAUUCUUGAAAUACUUUUUACGUACUUUGAUUGCAAUUUUCAGUGAAAGUGUAAACUUUACGCAGUAUUGUUUUUUGAUAGAAUUUUGUGAAUUUAUUGAACUUAUUCUGAGGUAUGGAGUGGGAAGGGCCGCCCAAGCAAGGCUUGUACGACCCUCAGAACGAGCACGAGGCCUGCGGAGUUGGUUUUGUGGUUGCUAUCGACGGGAAACGUUCUCAUAAAAUCGUCCGCGAUGCCGAGGUCCUCGCGAAGCGCAUGGAGCACCGCGGCGCGUGCGCGUGCGACAACGACACCGGCGACGGUGCCGGCGUGUUGACCGCCAUCCCGCAUCAGUUCUACUGCGCUCAGCUUAGGGACUCCCAUCAGCUAGACCUGCCUGCCUUCGGGCGCUACGCCACCGGCAUCUUCUUCCUCGACAAGCUCCACCACCAGGGCAUCGAGAGCAAGUUCCAGGAGUUGGCCGAGAGCAUCGGCCUCAAGGUCCUAUGCUGGAGGACCGUGCCUACCAACAACUCUACCAUUGGUCAGGUGGCUCGAAACUCGGAGCCAUUUAUGCGCCAAGUGUUUGUAACCGGAGAUAUCGAAGACGAGAUACAGCUAGCCCGUCAGGUAUUCGUGCUGAGGAAACGCGCGUCGCAUGAGCUCGUCGUGCCCGGAGCGAGGUUCUACAUCUGCAGCUUGUCGCUGAAGACUGUGGUCUACAAGGGACUGCUCACUUCUAAUCAGCUAUGGGAGUACUUCAAGGACCUGACGAACCCGGCGUUCACGACGUACCUGGCGCUGGUCCACACUCGCUUCUCCACCAACACCUUCCCAAGCUGGGAGCGAGCGCAUCCUUUGAGAGUGCUUGCCCACAAUGGCGAAAUAAAUACAUUACGAGGUAAUGUGAACCUGAUGAAGGCUCGCGAGGGAGUCAUGAAGAGCGAAAUCUUUGGAGAAGAUCUCAAGAAGCUUUACCCAGUCGUGGAGCCGAACCUCUCAGAUUCUGGUUCAGCCGACUGUGUGCUAGAGUUUCUUCUUCACUGCGGCCAGCGGUCCCUGCCAGAGGCCGUCAUGACCAUGGUGCCUGAAGCCUGGCAGAACGACCCCACCAUGCCUAAGGAGAAGCGAGACUACUACCAGUGGGCGUCGUCCGCUAUGGAGCCGUGGGACGGGCCUGCCUUGGUCUCCUUCACCGAUGGCCGCUAUAUUGGUGCCAUACUGGACAGAAACGGUCUUCGUCCGUCGCGCUUUUACGUGACGAGCGAGAACAUCCUCGUCAUGGCAUCUGAAGUCGGCGUGUAUGACGUCGACCCGGAGAAGGUCAUUUUGAAGAGCCGUCUGAAGCCCGGCCGUAUGUUGCUGGUGGACACAGAAGAGAAGAAAAUUAUCCAGGAUGUCGAGCUCAAGCUGAAGAUCGCUCAGAGUCGCCCCCACUCCAAGUGGUUGAGCGAACAGAUAACAAUGGAGGACAUCCACAAAUCGGUGGCGGCGGCCGAAAAUGGAGUGGUUUCCAAUGGAACCGUCAACGGCGCUAUCACUGGUUUGUGCGACAAGCGGCUUAGCCUCUUCGGAUAUACUAUUGAAGCCAUCAACAUGCUGCUGCUGCCUAUGAUCCAGAACAAGAAGGAAGCGCUGGGCAGCAUGGGCAACGACGCGCCGCUGGCGUGCCUGUCGCUGUUCCAGCCGCUGCCCUACGAGUACUUCAAGCAGCUGUUCGCGCAGGUCACCAACCCGCCCAUCGACCCCUUCAGAGAGAAGAUAGUGAUGUCUCUUCUGUGCCCCAUCGGGCCGGCGCCCAACAUCUUAGAACCCAGCGCGGCCUUCGUGCACCGCCUGUUCCUGCCGCAGCCCAUCCUGUCGCUGCCCGACCUGCAUGCCUUGAAGAACACCAGCCACCGCGGGUGGAAGACCAAAGUAAUCGACUGCACGUACGACUACAAAGACGGGCCAACAGGACUAGAGCCAGCCUUGAGCCAGAUCUCUAGUGAGGCACACGCCGCGGCUUCGUCUGGAUACCAGCUACUGGUGUUGUCUGACCGCGCCGCCGGGCCAGACCGCGUGCCUGUCAGCUCACUACUCGCUUUAGGCGCGGUCCACCAUCAUUUGAUUGAGACCCGCCAGAGAAUGAAGGUGGGACUCAUCGUGGAGACGGCCGAAGCUCGCGAAGUGCAUCACAUGUCUGUGUUGCUUGGAUAUGGCGCAGACGCCAUCUGCCCCUACCUAGCCUUCGAGCUAGCUUUCGCAUUACGCAAUGACAACAUAAUCGACCCUACCCUCACCGAUGACGACAUCUACAAGGCCUACCAGAAGGCCAUCGAGACUGGCCUAGCUAAAGUCAUGGCCAAGAUGGGAAUCAGUACGCUACAGUCGUACAGAAGCGCGCAGAUAUUCGAAGCUGUGGGAUUGAAUGAGGAGGUCGUGGACAAGUGCUUCAGAGGAACACAGUCUAGGAUUGGUGGCGUCAACUUUGAAAUCCUAUCCAAAGAGAUUUUCGAUAGACACGCGCUGACAUACGGACCGUUCACAGACGCAUUAGUUCUCAGGAACCCGGGAGUGUACCACUGGCGCGCGGGAGGCGAGAAGCACAUCAACGACCCUCUGUCCAUCGCCAACCUGCAAGAAGCCGCCGUCAACAAGAGCUCGUCGGCUUACGACAAAUACAGGGAGAGCUCACUGGAAUCAAUCCGUGCUUGUACGUUGCGAGGUCAGUUAGACCUCGUACGCUUGGAUGAACCCAUCCCACUAAGCGAGGUCGAGCCCGCCUCGGAGAUCGUGAAACGAUUUGCUACAGGCGCGAUGUCAUUCGGCUCGAUCUCGCUGGAAGCUCACACGACGCUUGCGGUGGCCAUGAACCGCAUCGGCGGCAAGUCCAACACCGGCGAGGGCGGCGAGAACGCGGACCGCUACCUCAACCAGGACCCGGACUACAACAAGCGCUCGGCCAUCAAGCAGGUGGCGUCGGGCCGCUUCGGCGUGACGGCGUCGUACCUGGCGCACGCCGACGACCUGCAGAUCAAGAUGGCGCAGGGCGCCAAGCCCGGCGAGGGCGGCGAGCUGCCAGGUUACAAAGUGACGGAAGACAUAGCGAAGACCCGUUGCUCAGUGCCCGGCGUGGGACUCAUCUCGCCGCCGCCUCACCACGACAUCUACUCCAUUGAAGACUUGGCUGAACUGAUCUAUGAUCUCAAGUGCGCCAACCCUAACGCCCGUAUCUCUGUGAAACUCGUAUCUGAAGUUGGCGUGGGUGUGGUAGCUUCUGGAGUAGCCAAGGGUAAAGCGGAGCACAUCGUGAUCUCCGGCCACGACGGCGGCACGGGCGCGAGCUCGUGGACGGGCAUCAAGUCGGCCGGCCUGCCGUGGGAGCUGGGCGUGGCCGAGACGCACCAGGUGCUGGUGCUCAACGACCUGCGCUCCAGAGUGGUGGUCCAGGCUGACGGUCAAAUCCGAACCGGUUUCGACGUCAUGGUCGCUGCGCUCCUCGGCGCCGAUGAGUUCGGCUUCAGUACAGCACCCCUCAUUGCUUUGGGCUGCACAAUGAUGCGCAAGUGCCACCUCAACACGUGUCCCGUGGGCAUCGCGACGCAAGACCCGGUGCUGCGCAAGAAGUUCGCCGGCAAGCCCGAGCACGUCGUCAACUACCUCUUCAUGCUCGCCGAGGAGGUCCGCGAGCACAUGGCGGCGGUAGGCGUGCGUCGCUUCCAGGAACUGAUCGGGCGCACCGACCUGCUCAAGGUCCGCGAGAACAACACUAAUCCCAAGGCGCGACUGCUCAACCUCUCGCUUAUUCUCAAGAACGCGCUGCACAUGCGGCCUGGUGUUAACAUCCACGGCGGGUCCAAGGCACAGGACUUCCAACUGGAGAAGCGUCUGGAUAACCAGCUCAUCGAGCAAUGCGCGGGCAUCCUUGAUGGCUCGCAAAAGCACGUCGACAUCACCAUGCGCAUCACCAACGAAGAUCGCGCCUUCACCUCCACUCUGUCUUACCACAUCGCCAUGAAAUACGGCGACCACGGCCUGCCCGAGGGCGCCACGGUCGACAUCAGCCUGACGGGCUCGGCCGGCCAGAGCUUCUGCGCCUUCCUGUCGCGCGGCAUCACCGUCACGCUCGAGGGAGACGCUAACGACUAUGUCGGCAAGGGCCUGUCCGGUGGCAAAGUAAUCAUCUACCCGCCGAAAUCUUCGCCAUUCGAAUCGCACUUGAACGUGAUCGUCGGCAACGUAUGCCUGUAUGGAGCUACAUCGGGACGAGCCUACUUCAGGGGCAUAGCAUCUGAACGUUUCUGCGUGCGCAACUCAGGCGUGACGGCGGUGGUGGAGGGUGUGGGCGACCACGGCUGCGAAUACAUGACGGCCGGCACCGUGCUCGUGCUCGGCCUCACGGGCCGCAACUUCGCCGCGGGCAUGAGCGGUGGUAUCGCGUACGUGUACGACAUCGACGGCUCGUUCGCGCUGAAGUGCAACCAGGAGAUGGUGGAAUUGCUGCCUUUAGAGCUGCAGGACGACCUCGACACUGUGAGGACUCUGCUUGAGGAGUUCUUCGAGUACACUGGCUCGGUCAUCGCUCAAGACAUGCUCAAGACUUGGCCGGCUCCCGCUAAGAUGUUCGUCAAAGUGUUCCCUUAUGAAUACCAGCGCGCGCUCAAGCAAAUGGCUCUCAAGGCGCCCGCGCCUAAACUGGAGACCAACGGAAAGGAGGAAAACGGCCUCGUUGAUAUCGAGGAGACUGUAAGAGAUGCAGAACUUGAAAAGAAAAAUCUGGAGAAGAUUCUGGAUAAGACUAGGGGCUUCAUCAAAUACCCUCGCGAGACGUCCAUCUACCGUCCCGCCGAGAAGCGUCUCCGGGACUGGGACGAGAUCUACAACCCGGGACACGUGCGCCGAGGGUUGAGAGUCCAGGCCGCGCGUUGUAUGGAGUGCGGUGUCCCCUUCUGUCAGAGUCAGCAUGGAUGUCCUUUGGGCAACAUUAUUCCUAAGUGGAACGAUCUGAUAUACAAAGGAGACUGGAACCAUGCGCUGUAUCAGUUGCUGCAGACGAAUAACUUCCCAGAGUUCACGGGCCGCGUGUGCCCGGCGCCGUGCGAGGGAGCCUGCGUGUUGGGCAUCAGCGAGCCACCCGUCACCAUCAAAAACAUCGAGUGCGCCAUCAUCGACCACGCCUUCGAGAGCGGCUGGAUCAAGCCCGAGAUUCCUAAGGUCCGCAACGGAAAAACCGUGGCAGUAGUGGGUUCCGGCCCGGCGGGCAUGGCAUGUGCUCACCAGCUCAACAAGGCCGGUUACUCGGUGACGGUGUUCGAGCGCAACGACCGCGUGGGCGGUCUCCUACAGUAUGGGAUCCCCACCAUGAAGCUCAGCAAAGAGGUGGUCCAGCGCCGCGUGCGCCUACUUGCUGCAGAGGGCGUGGCCUUCAAGUGCAACGUCGAUGUUGGGAAAGACAUCUCCGCGCGUGACUUGGCUAAUGAAUACGACGCCCUAGUCCUCUGCAUGGGGGCGACCUGGCCACGCGACUUACCGCUCAAGGGCCGGCAGCUGAACGGCAUCCACUUCGCCAUGGAGUUCCUGGAGAGCUGGCAGAAGAAGCAGAUGGGGCCCACCGCCGCGCACCACGCGCCGCCCGCCAAGGACCGCCCGGAGCUCGGCGCCAAGGACAAGGACGUGCUGGUCAUCGGGGGAGGAGACACUGGUUGCGACUGCAUAGCCACGUCUCUGCGGCAGGGCGCCAAGUCGAUCACCACGUUCGAGAUCCUGCCCGAGCCGAAGCCUACCAGAGGGCAAGACAACCCCUGGCCGCAAUGGCCCAGAGUUUUCAGAGUCGACUAUGGUCACGAAGAAGUGAAAGUCAAAUUCGGAAACGAUCCCCGGAAAUUCUCCACUCUCACCAAAGAGUUCCUGGAUGACGGCGAAGGCAACGUAUGCGGCGUGUCGGCAGUGGAGGUAGAAUGGACUCGCGGCGCGGGCGGUCGCUGGGAGAUGCGCGAGGUUCCUGGCUCCGAGCGUGUGUUCAAGGCCGAACUCGUGCUUCUGGCCAUGGGCUUCCUGGGGCCUGAGAGAUACGUCGCCAACCAGCUUGACUUGCCCUUAGACGCCCGCAGCAACGUGGAAACGGACAAGUCGAACAUUUACAAGACCCCUGUAAACAACGUCUUCGCGGCUGGAGACUGUCGACGCGGCCAGUCGCUGGUGGUAUGGGCGAUCUCCGAAGGCAGACAGGCGGCGCGUGCGGUGGACACCUAUCUCAUGGGCCGCUCGGCGCUGCCUGGGCCUGGUGGCGUCAUCUACGACCACUGAGCGGUCUAGCUAAAUGGGACACCGCUCUCAAACCACGCCCUCUGUCGGUGGACAUCAAUAACAACUUAAUUAAUAUGAAAAGAUAGCUGGAUCCUGGAUUGUGAACAAGAUCAAGCAACCAUGGUGAGUCGAUAUCGUUGCUGUAGACACAGUUCAUAAGACACAAUAUUGUACUAUAUUGAGGCAAUAUUGUGCUAUAUUGAGGCAAUAUUGUGCUAUAUUGAGGCAAUAUUGUGCUAUAUUGAGGCAAUAUUGCACUAUAUUGAGACAAUAUUGCGUGUUUACUUAUGUGCAUCAAUUCUGUCGUAAAACAUCCUCCUGUGUACACCGAUAGAUAAGAAGUUUGAGAACGAUUUUCGUGAAUGUAUCUGCGUAGAACGCGAUUCUCGUGCUAGUUCAGUCAUAUAUUGAGUAAUGAGUAUCGACUAUCGAUGUUGUAAAAUAACGUAUUUUAAUCGGCCUACGUAUCAACAGACUGGUUUAAGAUGAAAUGUUUGCAGCACCGAGAAAUACGAGUCUACUUUAUAUUAAUUUUCGUUGUAACAGUAGCAGAAUACAACAAAUGUUAUCGAUAGAUGUAAAGCGCGUAGCACAACGAUCCGUGAUGAAAUCGAGAUCUAAAUUAUUAACAAAUUAGCCUAGUCGUUAGCGAAAUUUGAAAGUUAUCACAGUUAUAUAAAAUUAUCGUCAUCCAAUAUGCCAAUGUUUUUCGAACUUGUAGUCGCUUUUGUUUUCGUAAGCCUGAAUAGACGUACUUUUGCCGUUUUAGAUGGGCGUUUGUAAUUAUUUUAAGAAACGUUUACUGUUUGAUAAUCUUAUAUUUAUAACCACAUUCCGUUUGUAGACAUUUGUCGCGUAUUUUUACCCGACUGCGCCAGAAGGAGGGUUAUGUUUUUAGAUAGUUUUCGUAACUGAGACAUAUCGCGGCCGGUCUCCGGUCCGGUCGAAUAUUAGUGAUCAGUCAAGUGUCAUAUAACUUUGUUGGUUAUAGAAUGUUUUUAAUAUUAUUGUACAUCAUUGUUUUUAUCUCGUCUGUAGAUAUAGACUGUGUUAAGUGAUUUGACACGAUAUUUCGUACAACUAUAUUAUUAUGAAGGUUUAAAUUAUGAAUAUAAAAAUUAUAUUAUCAUAAUUAUGUUGCAUUUGCAAAUUUCACUUGAGGUGUAUUUAUUACACCUAUAUUAUUUGCUUAUGUAUACCACACAAACGUGGUAUUACAGUAUUUAUGUAACAAUGUAUCCUAUGUGUAUCCAUAUGAAUGCUGUCCGUACAGAAACUACUUGUUCCUAAUAUCUAUAAUCAGGCAAAAAUCAAAGUAUUUACUUUAUAUUUGAAUUUGAAUUUAUGUAUGAAAAUUACAAAAAUUAUAACCGUUACACAAAAUCAUAGAAAUUAUUUACUGGCAAAGAUUUAUUUUAACAUAUUUUUCUGGUAAUUUAGUUUUAAGUGUUGGCACAUUAUGAGAUAUCUCUGAAUAUAACACAUCGUGUUUUAUACUAUUGAGUUUAUUAAUUUUAUUUUAUAGAGUUUUGAUAUUUUAAAGUUAAAACAACUGAAUGUUAUUUAAAAAGAACUUAUUUGUCCUCAAAUGUGCCGUAAUUUAAAAAUUAUGAAAUAGAUUGAUCUAUUUCAAUUAAAAAUUCAACCUGUGAUGUAAGAUUACAGUAACUGAGAUUAAUUUGUGUGAAUGUUUGUAAAUUGCUUAGUUAUAAUGUUUUCGUUGGUAACCGUUAGAAGUUCCUAUAAGUUAACCAUAUUGUAAAAGUUUUUUUAAGUGAUCUUCAGUAAAAACUAGUCUUAAAAAUUCCCAUUAGUCACUGUAACGACGUUAGUUUCGGUUUUCAGGUCUAACUAUCAAAAAGAUUCCCUCAAUGUUUUUGAAUGUACGCAACAUUCAAAUUUCCCUAAAUUGGUUAUCUUUUUAUGACAUGAUUUGCUGAUAUUUCGCAAAGAAAUUAUCACAUUUACCAUAUAGUUUUCAUAUCACUACGUAACUCUGAAUAAAGGUUUGUGAAACCACGUAUUAUUGCUUAAAUGUAAACUCUCAUUGGUUAAGGUUUAUGAUCUUUUAGUGGUCGUAGGUUAAAGAGUAAUGUAUUAGGUGCGAAAACAUCGUAAUUGUUAACUAUUAUUAUUUAUUAACUUCCGGAUAAACAUUUUGUUAUUUUAAUGUUUACUUGUUAAAAUUAUAAAAGACAGGUUCUUAGAUUGUGUUUAUUGCAAUGGCCAAGUUUAGAAAAGCAGUGUCAAUUAUUAUUAGAAGCUUAUGUCCACUCCGUACCUAAACACUACGUAAUCACAUGUUACAAUUAUAUUUAGAUCCAAUGUUGAAAACGUAGUCUAGAUGUUAUAAAAUUGACAGUUUGGAUAUUAUAAUAUGAUUGACAAUAAUUAAAUGUUUAUUCGUAGUGGAACCCUGUAUCGUAUAUUAAAAAUAAAUAAAUAUUUCAGCACAUA